Molecule: messenger RNA, 1072 nt
Organism: Owenia fusiformis
Lineage: Eukaryota; Metazoa; Annelida; Polychaeta; Sabellida; Oweniidae
Source: the annotation of a GenBank genome assembly
GGCGAUGUUGGUCGAUGAAGAUGUGUUGUCCAUGCGAUCGUUCUAGAAUCCAAUAUGGCCGUUGGCUGGAAAUCUCGACUUUACUCGAAAUCUAUCGCGAGAUCGUCAAUGUAAACAUAAACAUAGCAACAUAUAAGCAGCUUGCAAUCUUAGUUCAUAAUAGACGCACAUUGCACGAACAGAAAACCAUAUACAGGACGAUUUAGGGGAUACACAUCCAACAAAAUGUCUUUCUUUGGAUUGACUCAAUUAGGAUAUCAAAAUACCAUAAAAUCAGGUGUUACUCCACCAACAAAACUACCACCAAUAGACAAUGAAAAAUAUAAACUUGCCUCAAUUGUACCCAUUGACCAAGUGUCAGGAUAUGGUAAAGGACCAGAGGGAUCAUAUGUAGAAUUCACAAGACAGAGAAUGAAACACAUACGGAAACCACAAGGUCCUACAGAAAUAUGGAGAAUACCUCUUACAACUUCUAGCAGGUGUGGAUGGUGGCAAAAAGACAAACCAUUAAAAGAAAAAGAGCCAUGGACAUAUGUACCUAGACAUGUACAUGUAAACAGUGAAAUGACCAGAUUUGUUGAUGAAAUGAGCCUUACAAAUAGAGAAUUCAAGCUAUUUUAAAGAAAUAGAAGGACAUUUACAGUGCCAAUAUAUAAAAAGACAUAUGGUAUUAGAGUGAUAGAGGAGUCUAAGAUAUCAUUUUUGUACAACAGCCAAAUGGACCAAAAAGUACAUUUGAAUGUGGCUUUUAUAAAAAUAAAGAUUGUUGAAUCUUUGCUGGGAUACAGCUUCCUGUAUAUCACAUACACCUGUUUGUCUUUCAUAAUGAACAUUUUUAUAAACACUCCAAAUGUCAUACAUUUAAAAGCAUUACUUAGUGGUGAAAAAAGAGAAUUAAAAAAUAUGAACACAAUCAUGUGUGUCAACUGUCAAUGGAGAAAGUAAACAAUAUUUACUUUGUAUUAUGUUUUGUAUCUAAAUGCAAUUGUUCAGAAAAGAGAUAGAUAUAUAAUGCAUGUAUGUGUGUUUACCAUAUAUAUUAUGAAUUGAUUUAUGAAAAAGAAAUAAAAAA